Messenger RNA from Arachis ipaensis, 1589 nucleotides. Lineage: Eukaryota; Viridiplantae; Streptophyta; Magnoliopsida; Fabales; Fabaceae. The record is from RefSeq and is a predicted model, not a curated record.
CACUAAUAUAUACAUAAAACCAAGAACAAACAAUUUUUUUUUUUUUUGCUGUUAUAUAAGGUUAAACGAGAGGUAGAAGAAACCACUGUUGGUUCCUAUAGCUAUAUAUACAUACUCUUCUCAUUGGAUGAACAGUGUUGUGUUUUUUGGUGCAUAUUAGAAGAAGAUGGAGAACUCAACUAGAGAGGUGUGUUUUAAUAAUAAAGAAGAGGUGGCAGCACCACUACUAGUGAAAAAGAGUAUCAAUGGAGGAGUAGUAUCAUCAGAGAGUGCAUUCUUGAAAGAGUUGAAGAGGGUGAGCUCCAUGGCGGCACCAAUGGUGGCUGUCACGGUGUCUCAGUACCUUCUGCAAGUGGUUUCACUCAUGAUGGUGGGACACCUUGGUGUUCUUGUUUCCUUCUCUGGGGUUGCCAUUGCUUCCUCUUUUGCCGAAGUUACUGGCUUCAGUGUCCUUUUAGGGAUGGCUGGUGCAUUGGAAACACUAUGCGGGCAAACGUAUGGUGCAGAAGAAUUCAGGAAGCUAGGGAACUAUACCUGCUGUGCAAUCAUCACUCUGAUCUUGGUUUGUGUUCCAAUAACUCUGAUGUGGAUUUUCACUGAUAAAAUUCUCAUGCUGUUUAGUCAAGACCCUGCGAUUUCUCAUGCAGCAAGGGCCUACUGCAUACACCUGAUUCCUGCGCUCUUCGGCUACGCGGUACUUCAGUCCCUUAUCCGUUACUUCCAGACUCAGAGUAUGAUCUUUCCCAUGGUCUUCACUUCAAUUGCAUCUCUCUGUAUGCAUGUUCCUAUUUGUUGGUAUCUCGUCUUUAAAUCUGGGAUGGGUCACGUUGGUGCCGCGUUAGCCAUUGGAAUUUCGUAUUGGAUCAAUGUUAUCGCUCUUGGUUUCUAUAUCCAGUAUUCUUCGGCUUGUUCAAAAACCAAGAUUGUGUUUUCUAGAAACGCUUUGCUUAGCAUUGCAGAGUUCUUCCAAUAUGCUAUCCCCUCUGGACUCAUGUUUUGUUUUGAAUGGUGGUCAUUUGAGCUGCUUACGUUGCUUGCUGGACUCUUGCCUAAUCCGCAACUCGAAACCUCGGUUCUUUCGGUCUGCCUUAACAUAACUACAUUGCAUUACUUCAUUCCUUAUGCUGUUGGAGCUUCUGCAAGUACAAGAGUUUCAAAUGAAUUAGGAGCAGGGAAUCCAAAGUCGGCUCAAGGGGCGGUUCGAGUGGUUGUGAUAAUAGGCAUUGCAGAGGCAUUCAUUGUCAGCACUUUCUUCAUCUUUUUCCGGAACAUAGUUGGAUAUGCUUAUAGCAAUGAUGAGGCAGUUGUGGACUAUGUUGCUAGCAUGGUUCCCCUUCUUUGCAUGUCAGUUAGUGCAGAUAGCAUAAUGGGAACACUUUCUGGGGUUGCAAGAGGUGGAGGAUUUCAGCAGAUAGGAGCUUAUGUAAAUCUUGGAGCCUAUUAUCUUGUUGGGGUUCCUUUAGCAUUGUUCUUGGGAUUUCAUCAACAACUAAAAGCUAAAGGGCUUUGGAUGGGAAUUAUAUCAGGUUCAUGUGUACAAGUUAUCAUUCUUGCUGUUGUAACAGCAUUAACAGAUUGGCAGAAAGAGG